Molecule: messenger RNA, 894 nt
Organism: Callithrix jacchus (white-tufted-ear marmoset)
Lineage: Eukaryota; Metazoa; Chordata; Mammalia; Primates; Cebidae
Gene: RABIF
Product: RAB interacting factor
Biological process (GO): post-Golgi vesicle-mediated transport; small GTPase-mediated signal transduction
Cellular component (GO): cytosol; membrane
Molecular function (GO): zinc ion binding; guanyl-nucleotide exchange factor activity
Source: RefSeq, a predicted model, not a curated record
CAGCGGCGAUGGAACCAGCAGAGCAGCUGAGCGAGUUAGUGUCAGCCGAGGGCCGAAACCGGAAGGCGGUGCUGUGCCAGCGUUGCGGCUCCCGGGUGCUGCAGCCAGGGACCGCUCUCUUCUCCCGCCGACAGCUUUUCCUCCCCUCCAUGAGAAAGAAGCCAGCUCUGUCUGACGGCAGCGAUCCCAAUGGCGAUCUCCUCCAGGAACACUGGCUGGUUGAGGACAUGUUCAUUUUUGAGAAUGUGGGCUUCACCAAGGACGUGGGCAACAUCAAGUUUCUGGUCUGCGCAGACUGUGAAAUUGGACCAAUUGGCUGGCAUUGCCUAGAUGACAAGAACAGUUUCUAUGUGGCCUUGGAACGAGUUUCCCAUGAGUGACUGAGGGGAGGGGUACUCAGCUCCGCCCCCAAAGAUAAACUUGUUCCCCACAAGAACUGGCAUUUAACGUGGUGUAACUGUUCCGCUGCCUUCUUCUCUAUGCUAAUAUAAAUACCGAGUACCAGCAUGUCCACUUGAACAUGCAGAGGGUUCAUCCUGCUUCCUCAAGCCUCACAUACAUGCCUCCUGCUUAGUUCACUUGCCUCACAUUUCCUAAGCUCCCUUUUCCCCUGUUUUGGGACACUGUGCUUCCGCAAAUCUCAUCUCUUCCCUGGCGUUCCGCCUAGGCUCUUGUUUUACCCAGGGGCUUCCUCUUUUUCUUGCUCUCGAAGAGCAGUAUUCGACCUUUUAACUGUGAUGACACAUGACAAAAGAUGCUUAUGUGCUAAUAGUUGAAAGUCUGCCUUUUUCUCAUUCAAGAAAGCAUCCGAACAUCUGAAAGUGGCUUUGUUGUAUGGCUGCCCUUGUGAUCUACAGUAACUUCUUUCUAAAAGUAAAGCAUUUACAAAACUCA